UACUAGGUCUGAAGGUCUGGUAGCGUUCCUGCUGAGGGUCUGGUCUGCAGGACAGAGGGGGGAGGGCUGUAAAUAAACACUGUGAGGUCAGGCUCUCGGGGCAGGGGGGUAGAAUACGAUCGGGCUGAGGGGACAGACCAUGCCGGUUCAGCCUUCAGACAUGUGGAUCUGUUUCUUCUGAGGAGCGUUUUUAGACCUUUGUAUCCAGUUGUUAUAGAUUCUAUUGGGAACUUCUGAUCAGUAUGGAUCUCUGUAGACUACAGAAGCUUCCAGAGUCUUUCUGAUGGCCCUGCUGAUGGCCUGAACACUGUAUCCUGGUCUCCUCUAGGCUCUGAACUCUGCUGUUUUAAGGUGGACGCUUGUUUAGAUGCCUCCUCUGAGGGUCUGAUGUAAGAGAGCAGGAGUUUACAGCAGCAGAGCUGAACACUCAGAGGCUGAGAGAGUGCUGUGUUCAUAAACAGCCUCAGAAAACAUGAAUAAACCUCCACUGCCCAAUCACAGUCCAGCUGAUCAUCAGUCCAGCCAAUCAGAAGCCAUGGAACCGUCAGCAGCUCCUACAGCAACCUCCAGGCCCAGAUUCAGAACCACAGAAGAAGCCAGAGAGAGGUUGAAGUUCAUCCUGGGGGCGUCAGAAGAUAACUCGUCUGAUGAAGAGCCUCCCAAACCCCCAAAACCAGCCGUCCCAGAAUCCUCUGCUUCUGCUUCACAGGAGACGCCGGCGCCACCCCAGCCGUCCCUCAGCAUGAGGCCUAGUAUGUCUGGUCCUCAUCUGAUGAGGAGAGGCAGAGAGCAGAGGAGGAUGGAUGUGCCCAGAGAUUUCACCGUGGCCUCUCCGGCCGAGUUUGUUAAACGCUUCGGAGGAUCCCGAGUCAUCGAGAAGGUCCUGAUCGCCAACAACGGCAUCGCAGCCGUGAAGUGCAUGCGCUCCAUCCGCCGCUGGUCCUACGAGAUGUUCCGCAACGAGAGGACCAUCCGCUUCGUCGUCAUGGUGACACCUGAGGACCUAAAGGCCAACGCAGAGUAUAUUAAAAUGGCGGAUCAUUAUGUGCCGGUCCCCGGAGGACCCAACAAUAAUAACUAUGCGAAUGUGGAGAUGAUCGUGGACAUCGCUAAGAGGAUCCCAGUGCAGGCAGUGUGGGCCGGGUGGGGUCACGCCUCGGAGAACCCCAAGCUGCCGGAGCUGCUCCAUAAAGCUGGAAUUUCAUUUUUAGGUCCGUCCAGUAAGGCGAUGUGGGCUCUUGGAGAUAAGGUGGCGUCCUCCAUCGUAGCUCAGACUGCAGGAAUCCCCACUUUACCCUGGAGCGGAUCUGACUUGAAGAUUUCAAGGGGGGAGGAGGAGCAGAAGUCGGGUCACAUGAUCAGCGUCCCGCUAGAUAUUUAUGCUAAAGGCUGUGUGAGGGACGUAGACGAAGGCCUCGCAGGGGCGGAGAAGAUUGGCUACCCCGUGGUGAUUAAAGCCUCAGAGGGUGGAGGAGGAAAGGGCAUCAGGAAGGUGGACUGUGCUGAAGAUUUCCCCAGCUUCUUCAGACAGGUCCAGGCGGAGGUUCCAGGUUCUCCGAUCUUCAUCAUGCAGCUGGCGCAGCACGCCCGGCAUCAGGAGGUGCAGAUCCUGGCGGACGAAUACGGAAACGCCAUCUCUCUGUUUGGCCGAGACUGCUCCAUCCAGAGGAGGCACCAGAAGAUCAUCGAGGAGGCUCCGCCCACCAACGUUUCUCCAGCCACGUUUGAGCAGAUGGAGCGGUUCGCAGUGCGCAUGGCUAAGAUGGUAGGCUACGUGAGCGCAGGUACAGUAGAGUACCUGUUCUCGGAGGACGGCAGCUUCCACUUCUUGGAGCUGAACCCCAGACUGCAGGUGGAGCAUCCCUGCACUGAGAUGAUCGCAGACGUCAACCUGCCGGCUGCGCAGCUACAGAUUGGGAUGGGGAUUCCUCUGCACAGGAUUAAAGAGAUUCGUGUACUAUAUGGAGAGGCACCGUGGGGGGACACGCCGAUUAACUUUGAGUCUCCGGAGUGCGCCCCCUGUCCCCGAGGACACGUUAUUGCAGCGCGGAUCACCAGCGAGAACCCGGACGAGGGCUUUAAGCCGAGCUCAGGAACAGUGCAGGAGCUGAAUUUCCGCAGCAGUAAGAACGUGUGGGGCUAUUUCAGCGUCGGGGCCACGGGCGGUCUUCACGAGUUUGCCGACUCUCAGUUUGGUCACUGUUUCUCCUGGGGAGAGAACCGCGAGGAGGCCAUCUCUAACAUGGUGGUGGCUAUGAAGGAGCUUUCUAUCCGCGGGGAUUUCAGGACGACGGUGGAGUACCUGAUUAAGCUGCUGGAGACGGAGAGCUUCAGGAGUAAUGAUAUUGAUACGGGCUGGCUGGAUCACCUGAUCGCGGAGAAGGUGCAGGCGGAGAGGCCGGACACCAUGCUGGGGGUGGUGUGUGGAGCUCUGCACGUAGCCGACGCCAGUUUCAGGAAGAGCAUGUCGGACUUCCUGCACUCACUGGAGAGGGGUCAGGUGUUACCUGCUGCCAGUCUGGUGAACACAGUGGACGUGGAUCUGAUCUAUGAAGGGAUCAAAUACUCCCUGAAGGUGGCCCGUCAGUCCCCCACCACGUACGUGAUCAUCAUGAACGGGUCUGAUAUAGAGAUAGACGUCCACAGGCUGAGCGACGGCGGUCUGCUGCUCUCCUACAGCGGCAGCAGCUACACCACCUACAUGAAGGAGGAGAUAGACAGUUACCGGAUCACUGUGGGUAAUAAAACCUGUGUGUUUGAGAAAGAGCGCGACCCCACGGUGCUCCGCUCCCCCUCUGCUGGAAAACUGCUGCAGUACAUUGUGGAUGAUGGAGGUCAUGUGACAGCCGGGCAUCCCUACGCUGAGAUCGAGGUGAUGAAGAUGGUGAUGACUCUGGUGGUGCAUGAAUCAGGCUGUAUUCACUUUGUGAAGAGACCUGGAGCUGUUCUGGCGCCCGGCUGCAUUGUGGCCCACAUGGACCUGGACGACCCCAGUAGUAUUCACCCUGUGGAGCUGAACACACUUCCUCUACCUGCUCAGGAGCCCCUCCCCAUGGUGGGCGAGAAACUGCACCAGGUGUUCCACAGCGUUCUGGAGAACCUGGAGAAGGUGAUGGAUGGGUACUGCCUCCCGGAGCCCUACUACGGCUGCAGAGUGAAUAAGUGGGUGGGCACACUGAUGACGACCCUGCGUGACCCUUCGCUGCCCCUGCUGGAGCUGCAGGAGAUCAUGACCAGCGUAUCGGGGCGUAUCCCCGUUACUGUGGAGAAGGCCAUCCGUAAAGUCAUGGCUCAAUACGCCAGCAACAUCACCUCCGUCCUCAGCCAGUUCCCCAGCCAGAGGAUAGCGAAUAUCCUGGACAGUCAUGCGGCCACUCUGCAGAGAAAAGCAGACCGUGAGGUUUUCUUCAUGAACACUCAGAGCAUCGUUCAGCUGGUGCAGAGGUAUCGCAGUGGUAUUCGAGGCUACAUGAAGACAGUAGUGCUGGAUCUGCUGAAGCGCUACCUGCAGGUGGAGAGACAGUUCCAGCAAGCCACCUAUGAUAAGUGUGUGAUAAACCUGAGGGAGCAGUAUAAGCCAGAUAUGACCCCCGUGCUGGAGUACAUCUUCUCCCACGCCCAGGUCUCCAAGAAGAACAUGCUCAUCGCUCUGCUCAUAGACCAGCUGUGUGGGCGGGACCCGACUCUGCCGGACGACGUGAUGGUGAUUCUGAAUGAGUUCACUCAGCUCAGUAAGAUGGAGAACUCAAAGGUGGCUCUGUGCUCCAGACAGGCUCUGAUCGCGUCUCACCUGCCCUCCUACGAGGUCAGACACAACCAGGUGGAGUCCAUCUUCCUCUCCGCUAUAGACAUGUACUGCCACCAGUUCUGCCCCGAUAACCUGAAGAAACUCAUUAUGUCUGAAACCUCCAUCUUUGACGUUCUGCCCAGUUUCUUCUACCACAGUAACCGGGUGGUGUGCAUGGCUGCUCUAGAGGUGUACGUACGGAGGGGUUAUAUAGCUUACGAGCUGAACAGCCUCCAGCACCACCAGCUGCAGGACGGGACAUGUGCUGUGCACUUCCAGUUCAUGCUGCCUUCAUCUCAUCCCAACAGAGAGCCGUACACCAGAGUGAGCAACUCCGAGCCCAAACCAACAGGGAGCAGUCCCACCUUGAACAGGUUGUCAGUGGCGGUGGGCAGCUCUGAGCAGUUCGAGACAAUGCGACGGCAGGGCAGCGAGCUCUUCAUGGAGGGAGCGCUGUCUCCUCCAUGUCAAAGGAUGGGAGCCAUGGUGGCCUUCCAGUGUUUUGAGGACUUUAAGAGGUGUUUUGAUGAGGUGAUUUCCUGCUUUGCUGAGCCGCUGUGUGAAAGUGCGCUGUUCUCUGAAGCCUCAGGCCUCUAUGAUGAGGAGAGCAGUAAGAACAUGAGGGAGAAUCCUAUUCACAUCAUUAAUGUCUCCAUCAAAACCGCAGACACUGAGGACGACGAUGCUCUGGUCACAGCGUUCUCUGACUUCUCUCAGUCUAAAAAAGCUGUGCUGUACGAGUAUGGAAUCAGGAGAAUCACAUUCCUGGUGGCACAGAAAAGGGAAUUUCCUAAAUUCUUCACGUUCCGAGCCAGAGAUGAGUUUAAGGAGGAUCGGAUCUAUCGGAACCUGGAGCCAGCUCUGGCCUUCCAGCUGGAGCUGAACCGCAUGAGGAACUUCGACCUGAAGGCUGUUCCCUGUGCCAACCACAAAAUGCACCUGUACCUCGGUGCCGCUCGCGUGGAGGAGGGGGCUGAGGUCACAGAUUACCGCUUCUUCAUCAGAGCCAUCGUCCGACACUCCGACCUCGUCACCAAGGAGGCCUCAUUCGAGUACCUGCAGAACGAGGGCGAGCGCCUGCUGUUGGAGGCUCUGGACGAGUUGGAGGUGGCCUUCAGCAAUACUCCCACUCGUACAGACUGCAACCACAUCUUCCUCAACUUCGUCCCCACCGUCAUCAUGGAUCCCAUCAAGAUCGAGGAGAAUGUUCGCUCCAUGAUAAUGCAUUACGGCCGGCGGCUGUGGAAGCUACGUGUUCUGCAGGCCGAGCUGAAGAUGGGCAUCCGGCUCAAUCCCACAGGAGACACCAUCCCCAUCCGCCUCUUCAUCACCAACGAGAGCGGAUACUACCUGGACAUCAGCCUCUACAAAGAGGUGACGGACUCCACGACUGGACAGAUCAUGUUCCAGUCAUACACAGGGAAGCACGGUCCUCUUCACGGGAUGAUCAUUAACACUCCUUACGUCACUAAAGACCUGCUGCAGGCCAAGCGCUUCCAGGCCCAAACUCUGGGGACCACCUACGUCUACGACUUCCCCGAGCUCUUCCGUCAGGCUCUGUUUAAGGUGUGGGGGGCGGACGACAGCUACCCUAAAGACGUGCUGAUGUGCAGUGAAUUAGUCCUGGAUUCUCAGGGCAGACUCGUCCAGCUGAACCGACUGCCUGGAGACAACGAGAUGGGGAUGGUGGCGUUCCGGAUGAAGAUGAAGACUCCGGAGUAUCCUGAGGGGCGGGAAAUCAUUGUGAUCUGUAACGACAUCACAUAUAAAAUCGGAUCGUUCGGGCCGCAGGAGGACGAGCUGUUCCUGCGAGCUUCGGAGCUGUCCCGCGCCGAGGGCAUCCCGCGCAUUUACAUCUCCGCCAACAGCGGCGCCCGCAUCGGCCUGGCCGAGGAGGUGCAGAACAAGUUCCAGGUAGCCUGGCAUGACGCCAGCGACCCCUACAAGGGUAUUAAGUACCUGUACCUGACUCCUCAGGACUACACACGCAUCUCCUCUACUAACUCUGUACACUGCCGCCAUGUGGAGGAGGAGGGGGAGUCCAGGUACAUCAUCACUGACAUCAUUGGGAAGGAUGAGGGUCUUGGGGUGGAGAACCUGAGGGGCUCGGGUAUGAUAGCAGGAGAAUCAUCACAGGCGUACGAGGAGAUCAUCACUAUCAGCAUGGUGACGUGUCGGGCUAUAGGUAUCGGGGCGUAUCUGGUGCGUUUGGGACAGAGAGUGAUACAGGUGGAGAACUCCCACAUUAUCCUGACUGGAGCCGGAGCUCUAAACAAGGUGCUGGGUCGGGAGGUCUACACCUCCAAUAAUCAGCUGGGUGGAGUUCAGAUCAUGCACAACAAUGGAGUCACUCACACCACCGUACCUGACGACUUCGAGGGGGUCUUCACCAUCCUGCAGUGGCUGUCCUACAUGCCAAAGAAUAAGCACAGUCCAGUUCCAGUGAUGCCCCCGACUGACCCCGUGGACAGAGAGAUCGAGUUUGUCCCCACUAAAGCUCCAUACGACCCUCGCUGGAUGCUCUGUGGACGACCGCACCCCAGUGUGAAGGGGGCGUGGCAGAGUGGAUUCUUUGAUCACGGCACCUUCAUGGAGGUGAUGUCCACCUGGGCGCAGACGGUGGUGGUGGGCAGGGCAAGGCUUGGCGGGAUUCCUCUCGGGGUCAUCGCUGUGGAAACACGAACUGUGGAGGUCACCGUCCCAGCCGACCCGGCUAACCUGGACUCAGAGGCGAAGAUCGUACAGCAGGCAGGGCAGGUGUGGUUUCCGGACUCGGCGUAUAAAACAGCUCAGGCUAUUAAAGACUUUGAAAGAGAGAGACUGCCCCUGAUGGUCUUCGCUAACUGGAGAGGAUUCUCCGGAGGAAUGAAAGACAUGUAUGACCAGGUGCUAAAGUUCGGAGCGUACAUCGUGGACGCUCUGAGGGAGUUCCACCAGCCCGUACUGGUCUAUAUCCCCCCCCACGCUGAGCUGAGAGGAGGAUCAUGGGUAGUGAUCGACCCCACCAUUAACCCGGAGUACAUGGAGCUGUACGCUGACCGAGAGAGCAGGGGUGGAGUGUUGGAGGCUGAGGGAACAGUGGAGAUAAAGUUCAGGAAGAAGGAUCUGCUGAAGACGAUGAGGAGGAUUGACCCUGACUAUUCUAGACUGACUGAACAGCUCAGUUCUGCAGAGCUGUCGGUGAAGGAGCGCAGUGGGCUGGAGGCUCAGCUCAGAGCCAGAGAGGAGUUCCUCCUGCCCAUCUACCACCAGGUAGCCGUGCAGUUCGUGGAACUUCACGACACGCCGGGGAGAAUGCAGGAGAAGGGUGUGAUCACGGACAUCCUGGACUGGAAGAACGCUCGGAUGUUCUUCUACUGGCGUCUGCGGCGCCUCCUGCUGGAGGAGGUGGUGAAGAGUGAGAUCAUUGAGGCCAACAGAGACCUGAAUAACGGCCACAUCCAGUCCAUGCUCCGCCGCUGGUUCAUCGAGACAGAGGGGACCGUCAAAGCUUACCUGUGGGAUAAUAAUAAAGCUGUGGUGGAGUGGCUGGAGAAACACCUGUCCCCGCAGGACGGCAUUCGCUCAGCCAUCCGGGAGAACAUCAAAUACCUGAAGAGAGACUACACUCUCAAACACAUCCGCAGCCUGGUGGAAGCCAAUCCGGAGGUGGCUCUGGACUGCAUCAUGCACAUGGCCCAGAACAUCACCCCGUCCCAGAGAGCCAAAGUGUCCCACCUGUUGGCCACCAUGGAUAACAACACCACCACCAGCAGCAGCAGCAGCAGUAGCAGCUAGUUCUGAACGAGCAGGGUACAGACUGAACACCACACACAGUAAUAAACAUGAUCAUAAUGAGCAGCAGCAGUGGAGGAGUCAUCAGCUACCUGUCUGUCUGUGUUACGGUCAGUAAGAGCGUUAUAGGAGCGUAAAUACAGGAGGAGGACGUUUCUCAGGAUCAGAGAGGGUGAGGGAGUGAAAUCACGCACACAGAGGUUUUGUUCACACCUGGAAUUAACCUGCGUCCUGCAUGAUCUGAUCACAAGUAAUUAGCCAAAACCCGUAUCCAGAUAAAUAGCUACUUUAGCUUGUGCUCCACCCACAAGUAUCAAAUUUAUUCACAUUCUUGUUAUUGUCUCGUGCUCAGCUAACCCCAAGCGGACAGUGACAUGAAUAAUGUGGGUGGGGCGUCACUGUAAGGGAUAAAUCGAGGUGCUUUGGUGUUCACACUAUAGUAAUAAUAAUAAUAAUGUAGUCAUAUGCUAUAUCAGAUAUCUCUGAUCUCAGAUUUUUUAGAGACAUACUCAAAGAUAAAGCUUAAGUGACAAAAGAAACCCUCAAAUUUGAGUAUUUUCCCUUAUAAAAAUUAUGAUAACCACUAGCUAGAUUACCAUAGUUUAAUAUCUAGUUUCAAUCUAGAUAUCAACUAGUUUUAUGGCCAUUUUCUUUCUAUCAAGCAUAAGAAAAAGCUAGUAAUUCACUUCAGUAUUUAGCUACCUAGCUAACCUUCGCAUUCCACCUAAAUGUUGCAGCAGAAGCUGCAGCAUUUAAAGUGUAACAAAAACAUAUAAUAAAAACUAAUAAAUGCUUAUUUCAGCUCCCCAUCACAGAGGAGUUAACAUAUAGACAAUAAUAAUCAAUUGCUGCACCACCUGUCCCGUUUCUGAAGACAUACAAUAAAAUACACCCUUAAAUUAACUAGUUAAGCAGCAGCACUCAAAGAUGGGACUCAAGAGACCAAAGAAACCCACAAAUUUGAGUAUUUUUCUAGUUAUGGUAACCACUAGCUACACAUUAAACCAUAGUUUAAUGUGUAGUUUCAAUGUUUUAUGAACAUUUUCUUUUCAUAACAAGCAUAAAAACAAUCGCUAAUAGUUCACUUCAGUAUUUAGCUACCUAGCUUACUUUCUCAUUCCAUCUUAAAUGUUGCAAAAGACAGCAGAAACUGCAGCAUUUAAGAUGGAACUGAAAAAUUAAAUUAAAUAAAAGUUAAUAAAAGCUUAUUUCAGCUCCUCAUCACUGAGGAAUUUACAUAUAGACCAUAAUAAUUAAUUUCUGCUCCCUUUCUGAAGACAUAGAAUAAAAUACGCCCCUAAAUUAACUAGUUAAGCAGCAGCAGCAGUUAGGUUGCUGAACUUUAGAUAGCGCUCCACUGCUUUAUUGCUACAUACUGUCUCUGUAUGGGGUGCUUGAAAAGUUGUUCAUAUUCUUUUAUUAAUAAGAUUAUUUCACUCUUUUCUCCUGUAACUCUGUUCUAAGGGAAAAGGUUACACUCCAAAAUGAGGGAUAGAGUGAUCAGAUCCCACAGGACGUUUGGUAAUACCAGGUGUGAACGGGACCUAAAAGAGAGUCACUUUAAAUACAUUUCUAUCAGUUUGGUGUUGAUAAUGUUGGGCAUUGUACUGUUUGUUCAUUAAAGUGGUGUUUGGGAUUUUUUUUAUUUUGAUUUUUGGUUCUACACCAGUAGUUCUCAUCAUUGGUACUGAGUUGGGAACCUGUGUUCUAAACCACUGUGCACCACUGAGCACCAAUUUCCUUUUUUUUGUUUUAGUUUCGCCUUAUAAACAAAUCAGCGCACAAAAAUGUACAUCCACUUUGCUGUAGGUUUUGCCUGUUUUUCGCGUCUGAGCCUCAUAUUUCAUUCACUAUUAAUUCAGUCUGAAUAUCAGAGAAGAUCAGGAGAGUCUGACUCCAGUUCUGCAGACUCAAAAAUUCCUAAUUCUGUUCAAUAUGAUCAAUAAGUGUCUAAAUUCAGUGCAUUUUUGGUGGAACAAAAAACAUUCAAAGUGAUAAAUGUGCCUUAUUUUAAUAUUUUAAUAUUUCCAUAGGGAUGGAUGAUACUGCCAAACUUUUUUAUCACAAUCUUAGUUUUAUUCAACGCAGUAAAAUUACGCUAUAAUUACGUUAUCGAUCGAUAAGAACAAAAUUAUUUAAAGGUUUUAAUUCAGUGUUAAAGGGUCUUAACUGCUGCCUGUCCAGAGGACCGGACUCCAACAUGCCCAGUAGAUUUAAUAGAGCUUCCAGUUUGCAGACACAUGAUUGUACUGUACUGAGCUAUAGACUAAAUUGAGCUAUAGACCGAAUUGAUCUAUAAACUUGAACUGAGGUAUAGACUGAACAAAACUAUAGACUGAAUUUUGGUAUAUACUGUACUGAGGUAUAGAUCAAAUUUAGCUAUAGACUGUAUUGGGGUGUAGACUAUAUAGAGGUAUAGACUAAAUUAAGCUAAAAAUUUAAUUGAGCUAUAGAAUGUAAUAAUAUAUAGACUGAAAAGAGGUAUAGACUGAAUUAAGUUAUAGACUGUAUCAAGUGAUAGACUGCAUUGAGUUAUAGACUAUAGUUAUAGACUAAAUUGAGCUAUAGACUAAAAACAAUCUAGUUUUGAUAGUAUGUUUUUGUGUAAAGAAAUAACUUGGUCCGAUGUUUAUCUAACAGGGAACGAAAGAAACUAGCCAAUAAUAAGCUUGCUCUAUCAUAGCUCCGCCGACAAAUGCAUUUUUUCGUAGCUGCUGCUGCUUGGUUAGAAAUUAAUAGAGAAAAGAAUUAAAUAAUUUCUAAUCUUUUUAAUAUGAUUGUGUAUAAAUUCAGUAUUUUUUUUUAAAUGGCCAAAACUUUGAUUAGUUAUACUGUAUGAUGCUAAUUAAUUAUUGUCCAGUCCUGUGCUUCCAUUUCCAGCUCAGCAUUAAAAAAAAUUACAGUAUCUUAUAAAAGUGCAGUAAUAAUAUAUGCUUAGGAGUAUUAAAAGAUUUAGGACAAUAUACUUUUUACAGUUUUUAAAUGUUCUCAGUUUAAAUCUCACAGUUUUUGUCAGAAGAAAUAAAAUAAAAUAAUAAAUAAGUAUAUGUUUUGUAGAUUGCAGAAUAACAUUAAGUUUCUACUUUUAAAUGGAAAUUAAAAACGCAAAUGACAUGACUUGGUGGCUGUUUUAAGAACAGUCAGGUUAGACAAAUUUUUGACAUUUAAACAGGAUUUUAACCAAAUUUUAACUAAAUUUCCAGUUGCUACAGAAAGAGAUUAUUUGUGGGCGGAGCUUGCAUAGUAAAACCUGUGUCUACUCAUUUCAAUUCACCACUUGCCAAUAACUUUAUUAUUUUUUGUUCUAAUAAGAUGCUGAAGUAACAUUUAUCACAUGUGCCAUUCACCCGGGUGGUUUCAGGGAAACUGUGCUGAUGUUUGUGUAUCAGAUCUGUCAAAGAAAGGAAGAGGAAUUAAUGAAAUAUUCCGAUUGUGUUUGAUUAAAUAUCAGUAUUAUAAACUAACCAGAGCCACUGGACCUUUAGAGGAUCUGCUGUGGGAUUAUAUGUGUUGUGUUUGUAUAUAUAAAUAUAUAUAUAACUCUCAGGUUUGGUGUUUUAGCACAGAUGUAUGUUCUCGGAUCAGACUGGCCUGUGGUCAGAUCUGCGCUGUUCUGUUGAGAUUAGAGUUUACACUGACCAGAGAUGGCAGGCAUUGCAAUAACUGAUUAAUAAGGAGAUUAAUAAUAGAUUAAUAAUAUUAAUUUAGUGUUAGAAAAUCAGCUCCAUCUGUUGUUUAGUGAGUUUGAGAAUAGUGUUGGUGCUACAGACAGUCAGUAGUGUUUAAAUCCGUUUUCCAGUUUAAAUACAGUGUAAAUUUACGCCAUAUUUUAACUCGUGUCUCUCCAGGAAGUGCCUGACUGAUUUUACUGUAAAUUCUGAAGAUGUUUAAAGCGGUACGUGUCCACCUGCAGUUUCACUUCCACACAUCCAAUACAUUUCAGUGGAGUGUUUAACUUUAUGUAAAUUAGCACAGCGACUGUGUUGCAUCUAGCCAAUCAGUAAAGACUGGGUUGAUGCAUCAUACACUGAGGAAAGGCUGAUUACAACAAUAGUUAGAUUAGAAUACAUUAAAUUUAUUUUAAUUGGACUGUUAUUUUGCUUCAUUUGCAUUAAAAUGUCAUAGACACGCCCACAGCGCACGACAAAACAUGUAAAAGAAAAGUGCACGUGGACUCGUACCAAACAGCUGUGUUCAUCUUAUAUGUUUUACUUGAAUAAAUGUAUUUUUAACUA
Molecule: messenger RNA, 11796 nt
Organism: Astyanax mexicanus (Mexican tetra)
Lineage: Eukaryota; Metazoa; Chordata; Actinopteri; Characiformes; Acestrorhamphidae
Gene: acacb
Product: acetyl-CoA carboxylase beta
Exons: 55
Coding region: 473-7564 (2363 amino acids)
Biological process (GO): fatty acid biosynthetic process
Molecular function (GO): ATP binding; acetyl-CoA carboxylase activity; metal ion binding
Source: RefSeq, a predicted model, not a curated record